This is a messenger RNA of Micropterus dolomieu (smallmouth bass), 2652 nucleotides long. RefSeq lists its product as uncharacterized. The record is from RefSeq and is a predicted model, not a curated record. Gene Ontology annotation, molecular function: GTP binding. The transcript is spliced from 2 exons. Bases 60 to 1802 code for a protein of 580 amino acids. NCBI's taxonomy places the organism in Eukaryota, Metazoa, Chordata, Actinopteri, Centrarchiformes, Centrarchidae.
AGUUAGUUUUGGAAGGAUCUGUUGAGGAGAUUCUUAAGGCCGGAGACCAGAUCUCUGAUAUGGAAAAUUUGGUGUCAGAAAGGACAGUUUCUGACAUGAGCCCACAUUUUUUGGCCUUCCUCAGGAGGGCAUAUGGAGGUCCAGGGGUGCUAAGUGACAUUUUAGGGUUUGGUGACAAGGUGGAAGUAGAGUUACGAGACACAGAGCUGCGUUUGUUCAGCCACUCUGCUGGAAAACUGGAUGAGACAGAGAAAAAACUGCAAGAAAAAUUCAAGGAAGUCAAGAUCUAUGUGCCUAACUGCUCUGCUGUGCUACCUGAGCUUCAGGAAAAGCUUAAGUCCAAGACAAAUGAGAUGAACCGAGGGCAGCAUAGGGCUCAGGUUGUGUUUGGCUCAGACAGCACAGUGUUUUUACUGGGCCACAAGAAGGAGGUCGAAGAGCUGAGUGAAACUGUCACACAGUUUAUUUUGGACCAGUCUUGUGUGCAAAGCAUAGUCGAUCUGCCUUUCCCAGAGUUAGCACAAGAGUUACCAGAAUUGCUGCAGCUGCAUGGUUUUGACUAUUCAGGGGGUAUUACUAGACAGAAUUUGGCAUCUGGUGCAAGAAUCUACAGCCUUUGUGGGGGACACCAGGGGCUGGUGUGUCAGUGUGACAUCACCGAACAGGAUGCUGAUGCCCUGGUGAACGCUGCCAAUGAAGAUCUGAAACACUUUGGAGGUGUUUCUGCUGCACUGAGUCAAGCAGGCCGUCCUGAAGCACAGAGUGAGAUGUCAUCUUCAAAGACGGUCAUCCUGCUGGGAAAAAGUGGAUCUGGGAAAAGCAACCUAGCUAACACCAUAUUUGGAGAAGAAUUAUUCAUCACAAACCAUUCUUCUGACUCUGAAACAACAAAAUGUCAAGCAAAAACCAAAUCUGUCAAUGGAAGAAGCAUCACCUUGAUCGACACUCCUGGUUUAUAUGACACAGAAAGGUCUGAGAAGGACAUAAAUCGUGAGAUAGUGAGCUGUAUCACAGAGUGCGCUCCUGGGCCUCAUGCUUUUCUCAUUGUGUUGAAAGUGGAGAAAUUCACAGAGCAGGAGCAGGCUGUCAUCAACAAAAUAUUCCAAAGUUUCUCUGAAGAUGCUCUAAAAUAUGCUGUCAUUGUCUUCACUCAUGGUGACCAGCUCCCUAAAGGGAUGAAAAUUGAAGAGUUUGUCAGUCAGAACAAGAAUCUGAGUGAUCUGGUGAAGAGGUGUGGAGGCCGGUGCCACGUCAUUGAUAAUAAAUACUGGAAGAACAAACAGCAGAACAACUACAGGAGUAACCAGUUCCAGGUGGAGGACCUACUCAACACAAUAGACAAGAUGACGAAGGUAAACAAAGGAAGCUGCUACACCAACGAGAUGCUACAAGUAGUGAAAAGAGAAAUACAUAGAGAGGAAGAGUGCAUUAGACUGUCAUCAGGAAACAUGUCACAGAAAAAGAUUAGAAUUGAAGCUAAAAUUAAUGUAUUUGAAAGGUUAUUGAUCAGAUCAGCAGGUAUUGCAACAGGUGCAUUGCUGGGUGCUUUGCUUGGUGUGGCAGAGAUGGUUGCAUCAACUGUUGGCAACUUUCAAAACCCUUCAGAUGUUUCAGCACUAGUAUCAACAGAAAGAGGAAGAGCAACAGUUGCAUCGGCCGCUCAACAUGGCGCAGUAAAGGGCGUUCUAACAGGAUAUAAUGCAGCUGAAGGAGCAGAAACUCCAGGUGAAGCCAUUCACAAUGCAGCGGAGGCUGUCUGGAACCAGUGUAGGAUUGCAGCAAAUCUAAACAUUUCUUUUUAGAUAAAACAUAUAAAUCAUGUUAAAACCAAUUACGGAGCAAUGGGGUGUUUGAUUUAUGGACUAGUGAAACAUUUAAAUAAUUUGUUGGAAACGAGGAUUUAACAUCUAAAACUAUUUUUUGACACUUUUCAUGACUUUGAGAUAAAGAAUAAGGUUUUGUUUUUACUCUGGGAGCCAAAUGUGUUUUGAGUAUUCAGAUAUUGGGUGUAGUUUCUUGUGUGUACCUUGGGUGUUACUCUGCUAUUACCUGGGGUCAAGGUUAUAAAGGUAGAAUUCAAACUGUUGUACGACAGGUGUUUUGACCCGCUAGUGUUUAGAGUGUGCAGUUUUACCACUGAAACAGGAAAAAUGGACAUUUCAAGCUGCACAGGAAAACGUAUUAUUCUGCAACACAACAACAGCCUGGAGAUUCUUGAGCACUAUACUGUUUAGCAACAUAACAUAAAGGCAGCGCGUCAGCCAGGUCACUCCUGGGCUAAUCCACCUCAGUAUCUAACAGUAUGAGACUCCUUUCAAAUUAGUCUUUAUUGAAGAGUUUUUGCAUUGGUGAGUGAUUCAACACUAACUGUGAUACCUUUUUAAUAAUUACUUCUGUAUUUUUAAAGAUUUCUCUUGCACUUUACAUGACUAUGAGAUGCUGAAUAUGUUGUACAUUUGUUAUGUUACUUUGUGUUUUAUUAUUUAAGUUAGUGUUUGUGUUACAUGUUGUAUAACAAUUAAACAGCUAUGUGCUUAUUUCUGUUUUCCAGUGUCUGUGUGCUGUACCACUUCAGUUAAUGUCACGUUAGUCUGGUUAUAUAGCAUGUUAAUACUCUCCAGCUGAAUACAACUGUUGCCAUUAAUGAACCGG